AUGGCCACUGACCCAAAUCCGGUCAGCACGCAUAUCACACGCCGCCCGCGCCCACAUGCCUGCGCCAGGGGCGCAAUGCACCAGCAUGGCAGCCUCCAGUCCUUUAAUAUACCCCGCUCAGAUGAAGGGGGUGGUGACCAGCUCGGGGACGGAGCUGGGAUGAAGAUUCUGGGGCGGGAUGGGACGGAGAUCACGGCCCGGUGGACGGCAGCCCGGCUCAACCGUGGGAAGCGCAGGGGCGCGUGGAUCGGCAGUCUUGUAUAUGAUAUCACACCAGGAAAGAUGAGCGGAUGCCAUAUGGACGACCCGCGCGGAUCACAAGACCCUCCUCACAUGAUCCCCAUGGAAAGUAACUGCACUCGAAACAUCCAGAAGACGACAAGAGUGGGGUUUAGACAGGGUUUCCGCCGGAUUCCUCACCCUGGCACGCACGUCGUGAUUGUCAACUAUCGCCUUGGUAUGGAAACGAUCAAAAUCCCAUCUCCGUCCACGAUUCUACACUCGCCCGACACGCUCCCAGCGUCUGCGCGGGGGAAGCCUGCAUCGCCCCCCAGGAAGGCGAAGCGGAUCGCCACGGCCUCUCAGAAACCCAAGCAGACCAAAAGUCGCAAUGGUUGCAUCACCUGCAAGGCGAAGCGGCUGAAGUGCGACGAGACCAAGCCGACCUGUCACCAGUGCGAAAGGCGCAAGGUUCCGUGUGGGGGGUACAAGAAGGAUUUCAAAUGGCGGCCCUUCGAGGAGACCAUCCUGACUGUCGCACGACCUACCGCGACAAAGGCUAAGAAAGCAAAUGCUCCUUCACAGCCCCCGCCUAUCUCGGUCGCGAACUCGGAAAGCUUUCUCACGCCGCCGACUACCGAGCAAUCAGGCUCGCCGAUUCGACCGCUGUCCAAUUGUUUUAAUGCUUCUCCCCCUGAGUCUUCGUUGCAUAGCUCCCCUCAGAGCGUCAAAAGCUUUUUGUCUACGGACACUCAUUCGCCAGAUGGCUUUGUGGUGCCUCGAGAUGAAGUGUCCACUCGCGAUGAAUCUACCCUGAACGGUGGUGUAUCGAUACCCGUGGACUCUGAUCCUUUAAAUUUCCUUUCUUUCCUUGAACCGUUUCAACAAUCGGUGCCUUUCUCGGAUGAUUUGUUGUCGGCACAGGACCUGAGUGGCUCUGGUCCAUUCGAUUUUGGCCUUCAAGAGUUUCAGCCUGCCCCUGGGACAGGUAAUGACGAACUCAGUUUCGCCCGGUUACUGGAGGAUGAUAGCGAGGGUAUCGAGGAGAUUAUUCGGCAGUCUGAUCCUGGUGCUGGGUCUUGGAACUUUAGCUUCUCAGGACAGGAUGACGGUUCCUUUGAUUUCCCCCACUUUCCCAGUCAGCCUCCCUUGGCGCCAGAAAGCCAAGAGAUGUUGGCAAUGCGGUUUGACAAGAUGACAUGUGGUAUCUUGUCCAUCAAAGAUGGUAUGACGGAAAACCCAUGGCGGACUCUAAUCUGGCCUCUUGCCAAAAGCACACCUGCCUUGUACCAUGCUAUCUUCGCCUUGUCAGCCUUUCACUCGGCGAAGGAGAAGCCAUCUCUUCGAGUUCAAGGUGUCAAGCACAUGCGACAGAGCAUUACCUGUCUGCGGCAGCAGAUCCAGAGCAUGCGAGCAGACACAGCGUUGGCAACGAGCUUAGCUUUGGCCUUUGCCGAUACCUGGGACCAAAACACUCGCACAUGUAUCCAGCAUCUGCGGGGUGCGAAGGCCUUGAUGUUGCAGGUCCUCAAUGCGGGUCUCGAAGGAGGUCUUCAGCCGGAAGAACUGGAUCGCAUCCGCUUUUUAUACAAUACGUGGACGUACAUGGACGUCAUUGCGCGGCUGACCUCGUUGGAUGAGUCCGGACCUCAGGAUUUAAAUCCUUCUAUCUUCCAGUUACCCGGCGAUGCGGUGCACGAGAUUGAUCCGUUGAUGGGAUGUGCUGCAACGCUGUUUCCUCUCAUUGGCAAGGUCGCACGACUCGUACAAAGAGUUCGAAAGACAUCGACUAACUCCGUGUCAAUUGUCUCCCAAGCCAUGGAGCUCAAGGCCCUUGUAGAGCAGUGGGAGCCACCACGUUGGUUUGCGCCGCCCGAAGAUCCCACCUCAGAGGUGCAACACAGUAUACAGAUGGCGCACGCCUAUCGCUGGGCCACAUUGCUGUAUCUGCACCAAGCGGUCCCGGAGUUACCAUCCGAGCCAGCUGAAGAACUCGCUAAGCGUGUCUUGAUUUUAUUGGCGACCGUACCGCCCACCUCUCGCACAACCAUCAUUCAGAUGUUCCCCCUUCUGGCUGCCGGUGCUGAGGUUGACGUAGAAGAAGACCGCAAAUGGGUUCUGGAGCGGUGGUCGGUUGUCCAGUCGCGCCUCAUGAUCGGAGGUGUCGAUCGCUGCCUAGAUGUUAUUCGGGAAGUCUGGGCUCGACGGGACGAGCUCCAAGCCAAGCAGCAACAGCAAGACAUGUUUUCAACCCGGCGACCUCGCUCGUUCUCCACCGAGAACAACGUCAAGCUCAAUUCGCAAUUCCAGGCAUCAGACAAUAGCGGUCGCGGUUUCCAUGGGCGGGUCAACUCGUGCGAUCACUCGGACAGAUCGAUGCAGGGGAGAUCUGGACCUAUUGCACCUGAAUCUGGUCAGUCGAGGAGGGGAUCUGCACUCUCGUCUCUGGAGAAUAUCAAGUUUGAAAGAACUGUUCGAAGCAGAUCGCACUGGGUCAAUGUAAUGGGGGAAUGGGGCUGGGAAGUCUUCCUUGGUUGA
Molecule: messenger RNA, 2757 nt
Organism: Penicillium canariense
Lineage: Eukaryota; Fungi; Ascomycota; Eurotiomycetes; Eurotiales; Aspergillaceae
Product: Zn(II)2Cys6 transcription factor
Exons: 6
Coding region: 1-2757 (918 amino acids)
Biological process (GO): positive regulation of transcription by RNA polymerase II
Cellular component (GO): nucleus
Molecular function (GO): DNA-binding transcription factor activity, RNA polymerase II-specific; transcription cis-regulatory region binding; zinc ion binding
Source: RefSeq, a predicted model, not a curated record